CCCCCGUCAUCCACAGCGCCAGGAGCUCUCAGCUUACUGCUGCAGCUUCUCUCUCGACCUCCCCAUCUCGACCCGACUUGCACGCUCUCCAGUCAGCCACGACCAGCUCAAAAUGAGCAGCAGCACCACCACCAGCCGAGCAGGAGCCAGCACCGCGCCAGCAGGCUACGAGAACGGCCACUUCAACCAGAUCACGCAGCAGUGGGAGCGUCCCUCGGACCGACCAGAGAUCCCUGCUUCGCAGGCUGCGUCGACCAUGCCCGACGCCGACGGCACCACGCCGCAGACGAGUUUCAAGGACCAGGUCAACGCUUACAGCAAGAAGUUUGCCGGCAAGAUCUUCGGCAAGGAACACGAGGUGGUUCUCGGGCAGUCGCUGCAGGAGGGUCGAGGCAAGGAGCAGGCUGUCACCGACGCCGAGAUUGUCAAGGAGCGAAACGCCUGAGCGAGCGAGCGAGCAGGAGAAGUCGUAGAAGCCGUCUCUGUCCAAUUCAGUCCUCGUCUGUACAGCUUUC
Messenger RNA from Rhodotorula graminis WP1, 515 nucleotides. RefSeq lists its product as uncharacterized. The record is from RefSeq and is a predicted model, not a curated record. The annotation marks the transcript as partial. The transcript has 5 exons. NCBI's taxonomy places the organism in Eukaryota, Fungi, Basidiomycota, Microbotryomycetes, Sporidiobolales, Sporidiobolaceae.